Molecule: messenger RNA, 2265 nt
Organism: Perognathus longimembris pacificus (Pacific pocket mouse)
Lineage: Eukaryota; Metazoa; Chordata; Mammalia; Rodentia; Heteromyidae
Gene: Crbn
Product: cereblon
Exons: 11
Coding region: 24-1352 (442 amino acids)
Biological process (GO): protein ubiquitination
Cellular component (GO): Cul4A-RING E3 ubiquitin ligase complex
Source: RefSeq, a predicted model, not a curated record
GCCUGCUUUGCGGGUAAACAGACAUGGCCGACGAGGAAGAGCCGCAGGACGCUGCGCACAACAUGGGCAACCAUCUCCCGCUGCUUCCCGCAGAGAGUGAAGAAGAAGAUGAAAUGGAAGUGGAAGACCAGGAUAGCAAGGAAGCCAGGAAACCAAACAUCAUCAACUUUGAUACCAGUCUGCCAACCUCACAUACAUACCUGGGCGCUGACAUGGAGGAGUUCCACGGCAGGACUUUGCAUGACGACGACAGCUGUCAGGUGAUCCCAGUUCUGCCGCAGGUCAUGAUGAUCCUCAUCCCCGGGCAGACUCUACCUCUGCACCUGUCUCGCCCCCAGGAAGUCAGUAUGGUGAGGAAUCUCAUUCAGAAAGACAGAACCUUUGCAGUCCUUGCAUACAGUAAUAUCCAGGAACGGGAGGCGCAGUUUGGAACCACAGCGGAGAUCUACGCCUAUCGAGAAGAGCAGGACUUCGGAAUUGAAGUCGUGAAAGUGAAAGCAAUUGGCAGACAGAGGUUCAAAGUCCUUGAGCUAAGAACACAGUCAGAUGGGAUCCAGCAGGCUAAAGUGCAAAUUCUUCCGGAGUGUGUGCUGCCUUCCACCAUGUCUGCAGUUCAGUUAGAGUCCCUCAACAAGUGUCAGAUAUUUCCCUCCAAGCCCGUAUCAUGGCAAGACCAGUAUUCAUGUCAGUGGUGGCAGAAGUACCAGAAGAGGAAGUUUCACUGUGCAAAUCUGACUUCAUGGCCCCGCUGGCUGUACUCCUUAUAUGAUGCAGAAACCUUAAUGGAUAGAAUUAAGAAACAGCUACAUGAAUGGGAUGAAAAUCUCAAAGAGGAAUCUCUUCCUUCAAACCCAAUAGAUUUUUCUUAUAGAGUAGCUGCCUGUCUUCCUAUUGAUGAUGUAUUGAGAAUUCAGCUCCUUAAAAUUGGUAGUGCUAUUCAACGACUCCGCUGUGAAUUAGACAUCAUGAAUAAAUGCACUUCCCUUUGCUGUAAACAGUGUCAGGAAACAGAAAUAACCACCAAGAAUGAAAUAUUCAGCUUAUCCUUAUGUGGGCCAAUGGCUGCUUACGUGAAUCCUCAUGGAUAUGUGCAUGAGACGCUUACCGUAUACAGAGCUGGCAACCUGAAUCUCAUAGGCCGGCCUACCACAGAGCACAGCUGGUUUCCCGGGUAUGCCUGGACCAUUGCCCAGUGUAAGAUCUGUGCAAGCCACAUUGGAUGGAAAUUUACAGCCACUAAAAAAGACAUGUCACCUCAAAAGUUUUGGGGUUUAACCCGAUCUGCUCUGUUGCCCACAAUCCCAGACACAGAAGAUGAACUAAGCCCAGACAAAGUAAUACUUUGCUUGUAAAUGGAUGUAACAUGGUAGCGGUAAAGAUGCACUCUGCUUUGGAAAUUGCCUUUGAUGCAUACACGUAAGUAACCAGCAACAUUGUACAGGGAGGGUUACAGUUUCUUAAGCCCAACUGUAUUGAAAAGUACACUUUCGAGAGGAUGAAAAGUGGUCUAAGAUGCAAGAAAACUCUUUGAAACUGAUUAUAUGCUGUUUGCUGCACAAAAAAAACCACUUUAAUUUGUCAGACAAAUGCAUUGGCACCAGUGAUCUAAAUGAUGAAAGCGCCAAGCUAGGGGGCCAAGCACGAGGUUCCCUUUGAAGGCAGCAAGCAGUGUAAUUUUUUUUUUUAAAGGAUCCUGUUCUCCAUUUUUCUUAGUAUCUCUGAAAUGCUGAUUUGUAAAUUUUGAAAAUAUUAAAUAUGAAAUUUGAGUUUAAAAAUCUCCCAUUUCCUUUACCCAUUUCUUGGUGAAAAAUGUUACCUGUGCAUUUGCACUACUUAUUUGAACUAUAACACUAGUUCUAAAACGUUUAAUUUAAACCACUGUGGGGUAGAAAUAACACUGUAUUUUGCAAUCUAUUUCAGUGGAUGUAAAUGAAAGAAAAUGUGUACGUAAACUGACCCAAACUAAAUUUAGUGUUCCUUAUUUAAAUAAUGUAACCUAUUCACAAUCGAAUAAUGGAGGUAUAAGAAAUAACAAAGAUAAAAUUAUAAGCUGUGCUACCUACCUCUUUGCUUAUAUGUAUGUUUAAAGGGUUAUUGAAUCCUUUUACAGCUGUGCAACUUUGGUCUCCUUCACUGAUCUCCUUCACUGAUUUAUAUAACUAAAACUAAUCAGGUCAAACGUCUAACCAAUUUCUAAUACCGAGGCCAAAAAUGGACUGUUAAAUUUUGUGUCAGUAAAUGAAAAUAAACUUCAUUUGCACUGCA